UUGAACUCAACUGGUUACGAAAAUAUAUACUUAAUAUUUGAAAAGAAAUUUUGACAGCAAUGGCGACUAUCACAAUUCUUGUCUUUAAUUUACUGAUGGGUAUUACUAAGUGCUCCCUAAAUUGUCCCACUGAAAAAUCGCAUCAGGUGCAGUUCCACCUGGUUCGUCAGUGUCAACGAGCCUCGGCGCAGGAUGCACUGGCUCUGGAAAAUACCUCUUCCUUGGAGGACUGCGUGAAUCUAGCUGUUGAAAUGCGGGGCCUGGCCAUAAACUAUGCUCCUGGAGGACCCAAGAGAAGGAAAAACAUAUACGAUCAGAGAUCCUUGGGAACGGAGACUCAAAAGCAACAGCACAUACGGAGUCGAUUGACUGCUUUCGAACAGCCUGGGGAGUUUUUCAACUGCCAUGUGCUGCCGUGUCCCCAGAAUAGCACCUUUUCCGGCAUGGUCAACGAUAGUCGCUUUGAUUAUUACAGUUUAUAUGGCAGGCCAGAAAUUGUCCGGAACUAUAGCUGCAUACCGCAAGCUGGCCUAUUUGUGAUCUAUACCCAGCCCAGUAUCUACUUGAAUGCCUCCUUGACCUGCACCAAUUCUUCGGAGUUCACUGGCAGUCUGGCCCACGUAGCCUCUGAGCACAGAACCAACUCCUUGGCUCAGUGGUUACGGGAGUUUAACAAGAGGCCUCCCAUAGAGACAAAUAUCUUCUUGGCUUAUGUGGGUUUGGUGUACAAUAGCUCCACUUCCCUUAGCCGCCGGGAUUUUAGGAAUUCCCAGCUGGAAAGCCUGCAGUGCUUUCUUUAUAGAGCCUGGGAGGCAGGUCAUCCUCGUAUCAGUCAGGAGUUGACAAAUGCCAGCUGCGUGGCCCUAACGCCUCAGGGAACUUGGAAAACCCUAAACUGCGACCGGCAGCUGCCUUUCAUCUGCGAAAUUCACACGGCCCGGCCAACUGCCACCUGGGAGCACUCCGAAUCCGAGCUGGACAUUGGCCCAAAUGCGGUCUUCGAGUGCGAAAACGAUUGAGUCCUAUUCGCAGCCGUUUUAUUCACUUAAGCAGUUUUCAAAACACAAAAGCCAAAUAUAGUUAUUAUGUGGUGGUAAUCCGGUUGCCCGCCUCUCGCACGCCGUGUGUGUGUGUGGAAA
Drosophila gunungcola (fruit fly) is the source of this 1139-nucleotide messenger RNA. RefSeq lists its product as uncharacterized. The coding region runs from base 60 to 1019 and encodes 319 amino acids. The record is from RefSeq and is a predicted model, not a curated record. NCBI's taxonomy places the organism in Eukaryota, Metazoa, Arthropoda, Insecta, Diptera, Drosophilidae. The transcript has 4 exons.